AUGACGCACAUCAACUGCAACAACGAGAAGGAGAAGCCAGAACUGAACUUGAUGACGAUGGGCGCCCUACCGCCUGAAAUUCUUAUCGACAUCCUUUCAAGACUGCCCAUAAAUUCGAUUUGUUGCAUGAGAUGUGUAUCUAAGGCCUUGUUAAAGAUGGUUGACGACCUCUCUUCUGCCGCUCUGGACAUGCGGCGUCGUUUUCUAACUACGUGUUCAACUCCUCAACUUGUUGUUCUUAAUGAGUCUUCCUAUGAUGAAUAUGACAUGUUGUAUCCAUUGAAGUACGACGGCCACAACUUAUUGACAAAGAGCAAGGACGCAAUUGUUUCUUAUUUCGGAUCCAAACGGCGUUUUUAUUCGUCUGCUUUUGUUUUCUGCAACUUGUUUGGCUAUACUGGUCUUAAUCCGGAGCGUGGAAGGUCGCCCUUCUGCCCGAAUCCUUUCCCUGAUCUUUAUUUGGAGCAAGGAAGGUCAUGCUUGUUGGUCAAUCCUUUCAAGGGAGAAGUUCUAAUGCUCCCAUCAGCAAGUGACGUCCAAGUUCCAGCCAAUUCUCUCUGCACUGCUGAUUGGUACGGCAUGGGAUUUGAUAAUAAAACCAACAGCUUCAAGAUUGUACGUGUUUCCACCAAUAAAAAAGACUACUUGGCGGCCGAAGUUCUUGUAUUGGGGAAAAGCUCAUGGAGGGAGUUGCCCACGAUUCCUCCUUGCUUUCCAACCUCCAAGUGCCUGUAUGCACAUGGAGACAUGCAUUGGUUGGUCUGUGGAGAUGAAGUGUCUUCUGCACGUAUGCUUUCUUUCGACUUUAAGAAAGAAGAGUUCUAUUUGACUUCUCUUCCCACCCCCUUCGGGAAAGAGCCAAAUCUUUGGAAAUGUCUUCACUUGAUUAAUUUUAGGGGAUCUAUGGCCCUGGUGUAUGUUUCUUCACCAGAAAAUGGAAAAGUGAAGAUACGGGGAUACAGAAAAUGUGUUGAGGUAUGGGUAUUGAAAAAUUACGAUAACAAAGAGUGGGGGCUAAAAUACAAAAUAGAUUCGACACAAUAUCUUUUUAUAUCUUGGGAGCCUACUAGUUUUUCUAAGUGCGGCGAAUGGGAGCACGGCAUAUAUUUGAACCAGGAGAGUUCUCUUAAUAACUGUAUAUUCUUUGUGCAUCUAGGAGAUGGUUCCAUGAAGUGCGUGCUACUCAAGGGUCAAUUGAUAGUCCAUAAUUGUACCGGCAGCAUGAUUUCUCUAAAUAAUUGUGGAGAUUUGGUUGAAGCUGAAGAAGAACAAGGUAUUACUGAAUUUCCCAUGUCUCGUGAAACUUGGAGAAAUCUUAUUAACGCUGCAGAAGUAAGUGGAAGAGAUUUGUGUUACUUGAAAACACAAAUGAAGUCCGCAUCUAUUUCUUGGGAUCGCAAUGAUAUUUAUUUUUAA
Messenger RNA from Prunus armeniaca (apricot), 1416 nucleotides. The record is from the annotation of a GenBank genome assembly. NCBI's taxonomy places the organism in Eukaryota, Viridiplantae, Streptophyta, Magnoliopsida, Rosales, Rosaceae.